GCAGUCGAGUUUAGUGGUUUAGUCUCGAAUCUCGCGUCGAUUGUUACGGAAUUGUUUCCGUGACGCGUUUUUUUGCCGUCCGUUCUCCGUUUGACCUAUGGAGACUCGUGGAACUAACAGGUGCAGUGCAGUGUCAUAAAUAAGAGAACAGUAGAAAACGGGAAACGAACUUUUUGGAGGACUGAGGGAUAAAGGAUGGACGAAAAAUACGCGACGCGGAUGACUUUAUUAAAAUAAUAGGCUUCCCCAAUAUAUAUCAAAUAUUGCUAUACCACAAUAUAGCAAUACACCUAACAGCCUAACGCAUUUAUUUAUUAAAUAGCACUCUAUCCUCUGAUGAAUAAAUUAAAUAAAAAAAAAAAUAAAAUGAGAAAUCGUACAUAAUUUUUCCCGCACAAUCGAGAUUCUGACUGAGACGACUCUAAAAUUCGAACGACUCGAAAGACAUUUAUCGUGCGCACAGAGGAUAUCAUUCGAAAUCGUUGCGGCGUUCGAAGGGCGCCGCACAUGCGUCGCCUGUGUGUAAACGAUUCAGCUGAUCGAAAGGAGGCUAAUAAAUAAUUGAUUCGUCGCGUCAAGUAUUUCCGAAAGAACGGCUGGAGUUGUUCGAUCGAGAAACACGUCCGAGCUUACGAGAGAGACGCGGGUAAAUCGUGAAAUUCUCAAGAAAGUACGAUACAGAAACGGAAGAAAGAGUAGUAAUCCUUUUGGGAUGUCGACGUACGGAAGGUGGACUCUGUGGCCGGCGAGGACGCGUUUUCGACACUUGACAAAAUCAUCGGAGAUCCAUCGCAGCUGAGAUCACAGAUGAUCGAUCGGACCAAUUGAUCGCGUUAUCGCGCAGCUUUAUAUAUUCGCUGAUUCGACACUUUUCCAACACGUUCAUUUCUAAAGUUGGCGAACGCGCGACAAAAAGAGAGGAAUUUCCCUAUUAAGUUUCGCGACGCACAGUGCGAGCAAGCCAAAAUUAUUUUCGGGAGAUUCAGAAAAAGUACAGCAGCUAUGGACUGGAGAGGAAUCGUGCUGGCAUUUCUAGUGAUCACAGUAAUGAGGCACAGCGAUAGCAGCACACACGCAGCCCAGAUAUUUCAACAACUACCGACGUCGACCGCUGCGAUAGCGAGCACUGUGCAGAUCGAGUGCGCGAGCGAAUCGAUAAUCGUUCAUAUCUCGACGGAGCAUAACACGGAUUUCCACGGUCUGGUCUAUCCGCGCGGCUUAUCGAAAAACAGUUCAUGUCUACAGGAGUACAGGAGUCAGCCCGUUCCGAUCACUUACAAUCUGCCGCUCAGGUCCUGCAACACCAUGCCCACCGAACUGGAAAACGGUGGUAUCGAAUAUUUCAACACCAUCGUGGUACAGCCACAUUUGAAGUUGGUCACGAACCAGGGCAGAGGUUUUCACGUGAGAUGCAGAUACCAGACACGCGACAAAGUCGUAACGAAUGAUCAGACUCAAGUCUCCAUGAUGCAGUCUCUGCCGUUGCAGGCGACCGCACCGAUGCCGGGAUGCACGAUGAAGAUCUUCAGCGGUGAUCCAACGCAACAUCACGUGGCGGAGAAUGUAAAGAUUGGCGAUCCCUUGACCCUGGUCAUUAGCAUCGACAAACAAGAGAUGUUCGGUUUGAAGAUCUCCGAUUGUCUGGUACGCGAUGGCCUCGGGUGGGGCGAGCAGCGGCUCAUAAAUGACGAAGGUUGUCCGAUAGAUGGUGAGAUAAUGGGACAAUUCGUCUACAACGAGGAUAAAUCGGAGGCCAGGGUGAAUUUCCAGGCGCACAAAUUCCCAUAUACGGCGAGCGUGUAUUAUCAAUGCAACGUUAGGCUGUGCGUCAAACAAGGCGGAGGAUGCAGUAAUACGCCACCGUUGUGUAAUUCGAUAGUCAGACGACGCAGAGAUACCGCUAAUGCCCACGAGGUGAAGGGUGUUGAAGAUCUGGACGGCACCCCGGCCACAAUCGAAGUUUACAGUGGUCUUUACGUCAAUGAAGCAUCGGACGUUGGUUCCAAGUCAGACUUCUCCAACGACGUCUUUCGUGAAAGGGCUCUCGAUGACCCGAACACCAUUUGCAUAUCGCAGAGGAGUUUCGCUAUUGGGAUUGCUGCCGCCGGUCUCAUACUCAUGCUAGCUGUGGUAGCCGCCAUCCUAAUACUACUCGCCAAGAGAAGGCACAAGAGCUUGUCCACGACAGGAUCGUCCAUCUACAGUGGACCGUAUACUAACACCGCUUACAGCCACAGUAGCUAA
Mycetomoellerius zeteki is the source of this 2244-nucleotide messenger RNA. It is a transcript of the gene pio, whose product is annotated as zona pellucida domain-containing protein piopio. The record is from RefSeq and is a predicted model, not a curated record. NCBI's taxonomy places the organism in Eukaryota, Metazoa, Arthropoda, Insecta, Hymenoptera, Formicidae. Bases 1003 to 2244 code for a protein of 413 amino acids. The transcript has 9 exons.